Serinus canaria (Common canary) is the source of this 4961-nucleotide messenger RNA. It is a transcript of the gene HMMR, whose product is annotated as hyaluronan mediated motility receptor. Bases 42 to 2237 code for a protein of 731 amino acids. Gene Ontology annotation, molecular function: hyaluronic acid binding. The record is from RefSeq and is a predicted model, not a curated record. NCBI's taxonomy places the organism in Eukaryota, Metazoa, Chordata, Aves, Passeriformes, Fringillidae. Gene Ontology annotation, cellular component: membrane. The transcript is spliced from 18 exons.
UGGCUCCUUUGAACGCCGGGCCGCGGGGACCCAGCGCCGUCAUGGCCUCCGCGCGCGCGCCGCUCCGCCGCCCCCUGCACCGCGAUGGCAGCGCUGCACGUACCCCCCUGCAAGGAUCUCGUAACGUUAAGCCAUCAGGUGGAGUGGGAAGUUUGCUGUCCUCUGAAGAAUGCCAAGGGGUUGGGAAACAGAAGAGUGAGACAAAUCUGAGCAGUGAGAAGACUGCACCCACCCCACUAACUGCAAGGAGACUCACAUCUCUUGGAUCAACACCAGGUAAUGGGAUUGUGAAGACUAAAAAAGAUGUUCUGCUUCUGAAAGAGAAAAAGAAACAGAAGGCACUGGAGAAGGAGAUUCGUGCAUUAGUGAGAGAACGUGGAGAGCAGGAUAAAAAACUUCGUGCUCUGGAUGAAGAUCUUGUAAAGAUGGAAGCAAAGCUGAGUGCUGCAGUUCAGGAGAAAACCUCUCUUUCAGCAAAUGUUGCAUGCCUGAAGAAACAGCUGCUGGAGUUAACAAGAAGCAAUGAGCUACUCAAGUCAAAGCUGUCUGAAGAUGGUGUGCAGAAGAAAAUGAGCAGCUUGUGCAUGGAGUUGAUGAAGCUCAGAAAUAUGAGGGAUGCUAAGGAAAAGACUGCACUGGCAAAGCAGGAAAACAUGGAAAUGAAGCUGCAGGAAGUGCAAAGGAAUCUAGAGCAUUCAAAAGGAAAAGUAGCACAGUUACAAGAAAAAUUGUCUGCUACUGAGAGAGAGAAAGUUGAAGAAAAGUCUGACACUGAAAAACUCUUGGAAUAUAUUACAGAGCUCAGUAGUGUAGCAGAAACAGCAGAGAAGUACAAACUAGAAGUUGCCCAGAUGGAGGAGACACUGAGUAAGAAAGACCAAGAUAUUGAGAUCCUGAGGAAUACCCUCAAAGCAAAAGAGGAGGAGUCAUGUAAACUGACGAAAGAACUGAAUGAGAGGUGUCAACUGCUUCAACAAGAGAAAGAGAAAGAGUUGUCUGAGGCCAAAGGACAGUUCCUGAGUAUGAGUGCUGAAAUAGAAGACCUGAAAACAAAAAUUGAUUUGGUGGAACAAGAACACCAAAAACUCAUUCAGAAACAUGAGGAGGUCAUCUCUCAGCUGCAGCAAGAGAAGGAGUCAUCUGCAUCAAUGCAGCAGAAGUUACUAGAGUUUGAAGAUGAAGUAACAAGUGAGAGACGUUUUCUGGAAGAAGAACUGAAUGGUACCAUGAAGGAGCUGAAUAAAUUGCAUGCAAAGGAGAAGAAAGCUGAAAAGUUGGUGAAGCGACUGGAACAAGAAAUCAAAUCUCGAGGUCUUGAACUCACACAGAUGGAAGAAGAGUUGAAAGGGAAGAAUGCAGAGUUGGAGCAAAUCAAGGCAGUACAUAGCAGUGCUGUAUUGAAAAUCCAGGAAGAGCACAGCAGUACACUUCAAGAACUUGAAAAGACUAUUGCUGACUUUGAAAGCUACAAGAAAACAUCAGCUGAAGAAAUUUUCAGUUUUAAACUGGAGAAUUCCUCUCUGCGAGAAGAAGUCGCCAACCUGAAAAAAGCAGGCCAAGAGAAUCUGCAGUUGCUUCAGGAAGCAGAAUACACUAAAAACAAAGCAAAUGAAGAAUGUGCAAGGAUGCUUUUAGAAGUCCAGACCAAGCUUGCGCUAAAAGAAGCAGAAACUGAGAGAACAAAAGAGUCUUACCUUGCACAAAUCUCCAAACUUCAGGGAAAACUUGAGGAGCAAACUCAAGACCUGAAAAGAGAACUUGAAGCAGAAAGAUCCAGAAAAAGCGUAAGUGAAGAUGUGACCUCUAACUUAAAGGAAGAGAUAAAGACCUGGCGUAAACUGUAUGAAGACUUGCAUAACAAAGUUAAGCCUUUUCAGCAACAACUAGAUGCUUUUGAAGCAGAGAAGAAUGCUCUCCUGGAGGAGCACGGGGCAGCCCAAGAAGAACUGAAUAAACUGAGUAAUGCAUAUGCUAAACUACUUGGCCACCAGAACAUGAAGCAAAAAAUCAAGCAUGUUAUGAAGCUGAAGGAAGACAAUGCCCACCUGAAGCAGGAUGUCUCAAAGCUGCGUGCAUUGCUUGCCAAGGAAAAGCAAACCAGCAGGCGGCUUCAGGAGCAGCUGUGUGCAGUACAGGGCAUCAAGCAUUUUGAUCCUUCCAAAGCUUUCCAGCAUGAUAGCAAGGAAAAUAUUCCUCCAAAAACACCUUUAAAAGAAGGUAAUAAAAACAAAAUUUGAGGUCUUCUUGGUAUCAAGAAAAUAAAUCACCCAUAAAUUUGUUUGCUCCAGGAGACUUCAACAGAUUGCUUCUUCAAGGUGAACUUGGAUGCUGUAUAUAAUACAAAUCAGUAGGAGCCCUAGAGAAAUGAUGUGAGAUUAUAUAUUUUAAGAAAAACUAUGUUUUAUUGAGAAGCAACAGGUGACAGCACGUUCCUGACUGCUGGUAACAUCAUUACAGGCAUGAACUCUGAAAAGUGUUCACUGUUGGACUUUUUGGGUAUGCUGAGGCUGCUUAGUUAGGUUUUGAACAGAGCAUUUUAACUUUGGAAAAGGAGAAUAAGCACUGGAGAUUAAGAUUACAAAUUAAAUCGGAUUUCAUGUGAGUUUUGGUUUUAUAUGUUUUCAAUAUGGUUUUGUUGCAUCUAUCCAGUGUAUGCAAUUCUAUGAUAAAUUAAUUUUGCUGCUUAUAGCUGCUUUGCUACCAAUGGCAGCAGUACUGCCAAGAGGCCUUUUUACUUCUGUGGCCUACACACUGUAGAACCUGAGUAGAGAUGGGGCUGUACACUUAAUUUUGGUAUUCUACAGGAUCUAUAUUCAGUAUAUAUGAACUUGUAACUCUGGGGCUAGGUCUUGCAGCUAUUGAUCUUCAGAAGAGCAUUUGCAGGUUCAAGUCAAAUUGACUGCAUUUAUCUAAGUGUUUGUGUACUGUGACUAAGAUUAGUGUCUUAAGAGCAAUGCUGUGUCCACUGAACUCUUGAACUGCCAUAAAAUCUUUGUAGGCAGCUGUUGUAGGUGAUCAGUGCUCCAGUGACAGGGAAUAACAACAGAACUUCUCUCACUUGGCUGGGGGGACACCAGAGCUCACAUGCAUUGUACAGACUGGAACUUGGACAAUGGGGAAAGAAUCUGUUAAGCUGCAUUGAAAAUUAAGAACGUUUUAGCACAAUAAAAAUUUUAAAUUAAAGAAUUUGUCCAUUUCCUUUGCAAACAGGUAUAAACCCCAAAAUUACAUUGUAGUGGGAUUCAUCUAAUGUUGUUUUUUCUAGUCUUGUCUUCAAAACAAAGCCCCAUGUCAGUCUUGCCUCAAAAACUACAUAUUCUCUAGUCUUAGGGAAAUGAUUUAGCUGAACUGUACCAAACAUGGAAGCUGCACUUCUCUUAUUUCUCUUAAUAUAAAUAUAAAUACUGAGUUUAAGUCCAAGGUGGAACUGUGGUUUUGUGUGUUUGUGCAGGUAUCUUACACAGAGGUGCUGCAGAGGCAGUACUCAAAGCUUAGGUGGUAGAAUUUAUUUGCAUUUACGCUGACAUCAUGAGUUUACAGAGACUUCAUAAUUCCUAAGAAAUUAUAUACAAAAAAUGCACAUUAAGGAAAGAAGUUGCUAGAUGCUUUCUUUUAAUGUUAUCUUUGUGUAUUUGCUGGAUUACUUGAUCCUUUGAAGACUGAAGAUAAGGAUUAGAUGCAGGUGCUUUAAUUAAGAAAGCACUUGGUAUUCAGCCUGAUUUGUUGAGAGAUUUUGAUAAAGAAGUGGCUAGAAGUAUUUUAUACUGGGGUUCUCUCCUUGUGGAGAGAAGUUGGGAGAGAAGCAGAGGUGGAAGUCUAGGGGAAGUUGAGGACUUUUUGCCUACUUCAGUCUAGGAGGCUUUUUUGCUUUCACGCACUAUGAAAUAAGUAUUAAAAACUGAAACCUUGACGUUUGUAGCUCAACUGACAUUAGUAUUCACUGCAGGAAUCCAUUACUUUGAUGUUGUGGAAGAUUAUUUUAAUUGAAAAAUCCAGCAUUUCACACAAAUCUCUGAUCAUUUGUCAUACUGUGUUGUAGCAAGAGCUGGGCUGUGCUCAGUUGAAAUGUAACAUGAAGAGCUCCUGGAAUUCUCAACCUGCCUGACCUAAUUAGAGCCCUCCUCUUGUUUGCCAUAAAAGACAAACUGUCUAAGACUCAGUGCCAGUGCUUUGAAUGGAUCUCAUGCACACAAUGGCUGUGCUUGCUCACACUGGCUGUUAUGGGGUAAAAAUUUAAGCUCCUACUGAGCUGCUUAAAUGGCACCACUGGGACCAGACCAAAAGCUUAAGAGGAAUCAGAGCCACACGUGAUGCAGGGUUUGGGUGUGUGUGUUGGUUUCAAAGGUCAGCAGAGCCAGUGCUGCUUGCAGUCCAUGUGCUCUCUGCAGGCACAGCAGACAAAGGGACAAGUGCACAGCUGAACUGCAAUCAUUUCCCAGGCUGCUAAUUCCCCCUGUGCUUUGGCAGUGCCUGAAAUGCUGCUGGAAAUGGAGCAGGUAAGGCUCUGCAUAUUCGCAUUAACAGGUUGCUACCACACUUUGGUUACAAAAUCAAGGGAAAAAUAAAUGGGGAGGAGAGAGGGAAACCUAAUUAUGCUGUAGUCUCUGUGAAUUACAGUCUGAAAUGUUCAUUUAAUGAGGGGUCCGUUUAAUCACCCAGGGAUGCAUAAUGCUAAGUGACUGUGAUCUAGACAACAAUACAAUUCUUACUGUAAAAUCUCAGUGUUUCACCCAGUGGAUGUAACCAUAAUAAGGAAAUGGAAAGUAUAGGUAGAACACUACAGAACUUGAGGUAGAUAUUUGAGGAAAAAAAUAGAUUUAUAUAUAAUGAAAAUACAGAAACUGAAUCUAAUUUAACUUAAUCUGGUGACAAAGAUGGUAAGAUUUUUUACAGGCUGAUUUGAUGGUUGUAGCUUGAGAUUUCAGUGUUCAUGCUUUUGCUGUUUUUCUCUUGCUCUGAGC